Salvia hispanica is the source of this 854-nucleotide messenger RNA. Lineage: Eukaryota; Viridiplantae; Streptophyta; Magnoliopsida; Lamiales; Lamiaceae. The record is from RefSeq and is a predicted model, not a curated record.
AAUUGUUAGCAAUUUAACAAGAUUUGUGGUGAUUAUAUGGAUGUUUGUGGUGCUGGUUCUGAGCUCGAGUUACACAGCAAGCUUGACAUCAAUGCUAACUGUGCAGCAGCUUCAGCCUACCAUCACCGACAUCCACGAUCUGAUCGAGGAGGGUGACUACAUCGGGUACCAGUAUGGCUCCUUUGUCACCGGACUAUUGAGAAACAUGAAUUUCGAUACCUCCAAGUUCAGAAGCUACAGAACACUGAAAGAAUACGACGUCGCCCUCUCCAAAGGUAGCAGGAAUGGAGGAGUGGCUGCCAUUGUUGAUGAGCUCCCUUACAUUAGGAUGUUUCUUUCCAAAUAUUGCAGGAAGUAUACUAUGAUUGGCCCAAUAUACCAGACUUCUGGUUUCGGAUUUGCAUUUCCGAAGGGCUCGCCACUAGUUGCUGAUGUUUCAAGGGCGAUCCUGAGGCUGAAAGAGGAUGAGGAAAUGGAGAGGAUUUCAAGAAAAUGGUUUAAAGAAGGAAGGUGCAGAGGCAGUGAUGGAGCAACAGUGAACACCAAAAGCCUCAGUGCAGAUAGUUUCAAAGGCCUCUUUCUAGUAGCUGGUCUCUCAUCAUCCUUGGCUCUAGCUAUAUUUGUGUCGAAAUUCGUGUACGAGAAUCGGUGUAUGUUGAACUCUGCUGCUUCUACCAAGCUCAAGAUUCAUGAUCUAGCUAGAGCUUUUUAUCAGAAGAAAGAUGGUAGUACCAUAUCAGAGGAGUCUCUUAGUCCUUAGAGGAAGAGUUUCAGCAUCCACUCCAGAACCAAUGACUCCCAUAUCUUAAAGAUAAACUAUUAUGUGUUGUGUGUAUGUGUGUGUGGAGAAGAGC